Molecule: messenger RNA, 1821 nt
Organism: Phragmites australis (common reed)
Lineage: Eukaryota; Viridiplantae; Streptophyta; Magnoliopsida; Poales; Poaceae
Exons: 3
Coding region: 238-1320 (360 amino acids)
Source: RefSeq, a predicted model, not a curated record
ACCAUUCUAUCAUCAGAGAACUCGUCCUGUUGGCUAACUGCGGAUUAAUUAUCCUGCAAAAAGUCCACGGCAGGAGAAGAGAUCAACUCAAACCUGCUAGUAGCUAGCGUUUAAGAGGCGAAUGGAACAAUAGCAGCUCAUCGGUCACAAAUAAUCUGGCGUUCUGGGCGAUCCACAUGCUAGGCAGAUAGAUCGAUAUAGCUAGCGUUGCCGUUGCAGUUUCAAUUCGGGGACGACAUGGGGGGCGUGUGGUUUGGAGGGAAGGAGGGCACCAGCAGCAACGUGGUGUCCUUCCUCCUCGGCGCGGCUCUGCCCACAGCCCUUCUCUUCUUCGUCCUGGCGUCCGACCGGCUCGGCGAAGGCUUGUCCAUCAUCUCCUUGAGCUGGGGGAGCAAUGGAACAGUGCCGCCGGUUGGCCUGGCUCAGGAGGGUAACAUCACUCAAGAUCAAGAGGUCAGAUUCCCGGGCCUAGCUGAGCUACUCCCGAAAGUAGCCAUGGAGGACAGGACAGUGAUACUCACGUCGGUGAACAAGGCAUGGGCACAGCCUGGCUCACUCCUGGACCUCCACCUUGAGAGCUACAGGAACGGCAAGGACAUAGAGCACCUCCUCAACCACGUCCUCGUGGUCACCCUCGACCACGACGGGUUCACACGCUGCAGGGCCGUCCACCCGCACUGCUACCUCCUCGAGGUGCAAUCCGCAAACCUAAGCUCGGCCAACCGGUUCAUGACCAAGGAAUACCUGGAGCUGGUUUGGACCAAGAUCUCUUUCCAGCAGCGCAUCUUGGAGCUCGGCUACAACUUCUUGUUCACGGACACCGAUAUACUAUGGUUUCGCAAUCCGUUCCGGCACAUCACCGUCUACGCCGACAUGAGCUGCUCGACCGAUUACUUCAAGGCUGAAUCUGCUCCCCUGGACAACACGCUCAACACUGGGUUCUACCACAUGAAGUCUUCGAAUAGGAGCAUCGAGAUGAUCAAGUACUGGCGGGCGGCAAGGGCAAGGUUCCCUGGCAAUAACGACCAGGAGGUGUUCAGCAAGAUCAAGAACGAGCUUGUCAGUGAGCUCCAGGCAAGGAUCGAGCCGCUCGAGACUGUGUACUUCAGUGGAUUCUGCGAGUACCACAAUAACCUAGACAAGGUAUGUACCAUGCACGCGAACUGCUGCAUCGGGUUGGAGAACAAGGUGCAUGACCUGAAAGAUAUAGCCACGUAUUGGAAGAAUUACACGAAUCUGACGCCCGAGGAGAGGAAGAUGGGGAGUUUCAAAUGGACGUCCCCGGCCAGGUGCUGGAAGACGAUAGGAUGGCACGCAUAAACUCUGAGACGCAUUAGAAAGCGGGAAUUUCAAGUGGCCAAUUCGAUGGCAGCAUACUUGAACUAUGAGGUAUGAAACUUUCACACUUGCAUUGGAUUUUGUGAGAAUGCAACUGAGGUACAAAGCACCGGGAAAAAAGAGAUGUAACCGCAUGUAUAAGCCACUGAUUGUAUUAUCCCUUUCCAUUGAAAUGGUUUUGAGACUCCUCUCAUUCUUGCUCAUGCCUGAGUUGCAAUGACACGUUGCGAAUUCAGAGCGAAGCCUCUCUUGCAGUUCAUUGACCAUGUGACUGCUUGUUGUUCCAUCGUUGGUGAUCUGCUCUUUAUUCGCAUGCAGUGAUCAACUUGCUUGAUCAUAGCAUGUGUGGAAGUGUUGCACUCGUAGUGCUGUCGUAGUGUGCUUCAAGAGUUCAAGUCCGUUUGUGUAGUCCAUGAAUGCAUGCAUGCUCCAUAGACCAGGACUCCAGGCUGUUGGACAGGAUGGAACUGUUCCAUCCUGUGG